AUGACGGAAGCACCAGUACCUACAACCUCAGAACCCCCACAGGGGGCCCCCCAGGGGGCCCCCCAAGGGGCCCCUACAGGGGGAGGCCCUCAGGGGUCCCCCCAGGGGUCUUUAGGAUCGUGUAAAGGAGAGCAAGUUGUUGGUGUUGCUGCUGCAUCAACAGAUGUUGGAGAGCGUGAGGGUUUAGGUGCAGCAUCAGCAGCAUCAGCAGCUACUGCUGCUGCUGCUGCUGGUGCUGCAGAUAAAAGAGAAGAAGGAAAUAAUAAUGAUGAGGGUUUAGAUGAAGAAGAAAGAAGAAAGAAAGAAGAAGAAGAAAGAAAACAUUCAGAGGAAAAAGAAAAAGCAAUGCAUGCUUUUUUUGCUGCUGAUGCUGCUGCUCUUGCUGCUGAUCCUGCAGCAGGAUUAGCAGCAAUAGCAGCAGCAAGAGAUAUUAUAGCAGCAGCUAGGAAAGAGCAUCCUAUGCUUGAAGACACAGAAGAAACAGCAGCAACAGCAGCAGCAACAGCAGCAGCAGAAGCAGCAACAACAGCAGCAGAAGCAGCAACAACAGCAGCAGAAGCAGCAACAGCAGCAACAACAACAACAACAACAGCAACAGAUACAUCAACAGAUACAUCAACAGAAUCAUUAGAAGCAUCAGCAGACACAGCAGCAGCAGCAGCAGCAGGAGCAGCAACCGGAGCAACAGCAGCAGGAAAAGAAGGAGUACAUAAAUGUAUAUAUAAUAUAAUACGUGUAGAUAAUAAUAUAUAUUAUAAUGUUAAUAAUAUACAAGAAAGAUUACCUCUUAUUGGUGCUCUUUCUGUUCAUCAACUUU
This is a messenger RNA of Eimeria maxima, 817 nucleotides long. RefSeq lists its product as hypothetical. The annotation marks the transcript as partial. The record is from RefSeq and is a predicted model, not a curated record. Lineage: Eukaryota; Apicomplexa; Conoidasida; Eucoccidiorida; Eimeriidae. The transcript has a single exon.